Messenger RNA from Mesitornis unicolor (brown roatelo), 1044 nucleotides. RefSeq names its product dolichyl-phosphate (UDP-N-acetylglucosamine) N-acetylglucosaminephosphotransferase 1 (GlcNAc-1-P transferase) (gene DPAGT1). The transcript has 8 exons. The annotation marks the transcript as partial. NCBI's taxonomy places the organism in Eukaryota, Metazoa, Chordata, Aves, Mesitornithiformes, Mesitornithidae. Gene Ontology annotation, biological process: dolichol-linked oligosaccharide biosynthetic process; protein N-linked glycosylation. The record is from RefSeq and is a predicted model, not a curated record. Gene Ontology annotation, cellular component: membrane. Gene Ontology annotation, molecular function: UDP-N-acetylglucosamine-dolichyl-phosphate N-acetylglucosaminephosphotransferase activity.
AGCGGGGCCGUGUUCCUGAUCAUCCUUUUCUGCUUCAUUCCCGUGCCCUUCCUGAGGUGCUUCGUGGAAGAGCAGUGCGCAGCCUUUCCCCACGACGAGUUCGUGGAGCUCAUCGGUUCGCUCCUGGCCAUCUGCUGCAUGAUUUUCCUGGGCUUCGCAGACGACGUUCUGAACCUGCGCUGGCGUCACAAGCUCCUUCUUCCUACCAUGGCUUCCCUCCCGCUGCUCAUGGUUUACUUCACCAACUUUGGAAACACAACCAUUGUGGUGCCCAAACCCUUCCGAGUGCUGCUGGGCAUGCACUUGGACCUGGGUAUCUUCUACUACGUGUACAUGGGCAUGCUAGCGGUGUUCUGCACUAACGCCAUCAACAUUCUCGCGGGAAUCAAUGGAAUUGAAGCGGGGCAGUCGCUGGUGAUAGCCGCUUCCAUUAUCGUAUUCAACAUCGUAGAGUUAAAUGGGGAUUAUCGGGAUGAUCACAUUUUUUCUCUCUACUUCAUGAUUCCCUUUUUUUUUACCACCCUGGGGCUGUUUUACCACAACUGGUACCCGUCUCGAGCAUUUGUCGGGGACACCUUCUGCUACUUUGCUGGCAUGACGUUUGCCGUGGUGGGAAUCUUGGGGCACUUCAGCAAAACGAUGCUGCUUUUUUUCAUCCCGCAAGUGCUCAACUUCCUCUACUCGUUGCCUCAACUCUUCCACGUCAUUCCUUGUCCCCGUCACCGGCUGCCAAGGCUCAAUCCUAGUACAGGGAAGUUGGAGAUGAGCUACUCCAAAUUCAAAACUAAAAGCCUCUCUGUCCUGGGAACAAACAUUCUGAAGGCCGUGAAGAUCUUGCACAUAGUAGAUGUGAGGAGUGGCACGGAUGAAGAUGGCGAAUACACCGAGUGCAAUAAUAUGACGCUUAUUAACUUUGUUAUAAAGCUGAUUGGACCCACCCAUGAGCGAAAUCUCACUCUCCUGUUGCUACUCAUUCAGGUCCUGGGCAGCACGAUUGCAUUUUCGAUCCGGUACCAACUAGUGCGCUUGUUUUAUGAUGUCUGA